ACGUGGGUUGCCGGUAGGGUUUCUGGUAGUCUGGCGGCAAGGUGACUGCCGACCGGAAGCUGCCGCUGAAAGCGGGAGUUUGAGUGGCCCCGUUGCGGGGCUCAGAUGGAAACGCCGGGUGUCUUGGACGGACUCCGGUCCCGGUUGUUUACUGGCCGCGCGAGGCGGCCCCCGCGGCGUUUUGGUUGGCUAUUGCCGACGACUGUGCUGUGUGGCUACGGUUUCUUUGCCAACUUGCGACCGUCGGAACCUUUUCUCACACCUUACUUGUUGGGACCAGACAAGAACCUCACCGAGACCCAGGUCUUCAAUGAAAUUUAUCCAGUAUGGACAUACUCUUAUUUAGUGCUGCUGUUCCCAGUCUUCUUGGCCACAGAUUAUCUCAGAUACAAGCCUGUCAUCCUUCUGCAAGGACUAAGCCUUAUAUUAACAUGGUUUAUGCUUCUCUACUCCCAAGGAAUUCUAGCUGUUCAGUUCCUGGAAUUCUUUUAUGGAUUAGUGACUGCAACAGAAAUUGCUUACUACUCUUACAUUUAUAGUGUUGUGGACUUGAACUUGUACCAGAAAGUCACAAGCUACUGUCGAAGUGCUGCCCUUGUGGGCUAUACUGUGGGCUCUGUCUGUGGACAAGUCCUAGUGUCUGUUGCAGGCUGGUCCCUGUUCAGUUUGAAUGUGGUGUCACUUACUUCUGUAUCUGUUGCCUUUGCAAUAGCUUGGUUUCUGCCCAUGCCACAGAAAAGCUUUUUUUUUCACCAUCACCCAAGCUUCCAGGUCAGUAAGGAGAUGAAAGUUUUAAAUUAUAAAAAUGGAACAAUUAUCCAACGUGAUCCUGCCUUAAAAAAGGUUCCUGGGUUGGAAGAUGUGGAAUUGAAGAUUCCAUUAAAUAUAGAAGAGUGUCCUGCAGAGGAGCGAGAGCAAAAGGUGAAGAUUAUGAAGGUAAUCAAAGAACUCUGGCAGGACUUCUUACAGUGUUACUCUUCCUGGCCUCUGGUUUGCUGGUCUGUAUGGUGGGCCCUGUCAACAUGUGGCUAUUUCCAGGUCAUCAAUUAUACUCAAGGCAUGUGGGAAAUUGUGCUGCCUUCUCAGACCUAUGAGAUCUAUAAUGGUGCUGUGGAAGCUGUUUCCACAUUGUUGGGUGCUGUGGCUGUAUUUGCUGUGGGACACAUAAAAAUAUCUUUUCUUACUUGGGGUGAAAUAGUCUUAGCUAUGUUCUCCCUUUUCAUUGCUGCAGCUGUGUAUAUCAUGGACACUAUUCCUAACAUUUGGGUGUGCUAUGCUUCCUAUAUGGCAUUUCGAAUUGUCUAUAUGCUACUCAUUACAAUUGCAACGUUCCAGAUUGCUACAAAUUUAAGUGUAGAGCGCUAUGCCCUUGUAUUUGGUGUUAAUACUUUUAUUGCACUGGCAUUGCAGACAGUACUCACAUUGAUAGUUGUUGAUGCAAAAGGUCUUGGCCUUGACAUAAUUACACAGGUAAGAUAUAUUAAUUUUGAUUGGGUGGGAAGAGAGUGGACAGCUUUUCAUAACUUGUUACCUUGCAGAGAUGUUAGACUUCAGUUCUCGUAUGCUCCAUAUUCUCUAAUAUCAACAUAA
Notechis scutatus (mainland tiger snake) is the source of this 1590-nucleotide messenger RNA. The record is from RefSeq and is a predicted model, not a curated record. NCBI's taxonomy places the organism in Eukaryota, Metazoa, Chordata, Lepidosauria, Squamata, Elapidae.